AUGGCAGAAAAGUCAGAAGAGGUUGGGGCUCACGGACUGCAGCGAAGGCCCUCGGUUCCUGGCGAAUGUGCUAUUUCACAUAUGUUCAACACGUUAGCGUCACUCGAUCACGCAGACGUUUUCGGCGAUGUGGCGUCGACGGCAUUGGACGAGCUGAUUCGGAAUUCGGCCGCCGCUGCGAUCAGCACUGCGCACAGCAAUCUGUCCGCAGCUUUGCAACCAAUGGCUGGUGGUCUCAACAAUUCCCAAUUCAAUCAGUCAAGUAGCCUUGCCAACUCACAAGAUGGACCAAGUCGAGGCCGAAAGAAAAACUCUACGGUCAACUUGAUUUGCGUCGUUUGCGGCGAUCAGGCCUUUGGCAAGCACUAUGGAGUGAAUGCGUGUAAUGGAUGCAAAGGAUUUUUUAGGAGAAGGUUUGUAUACUUGAUAAUUUUUUUGCUUCAAUUUUCAGAUUUCUUUGAAUUAUGUCACAACUGCCACGCUCUCCUGGCUUUGUCUUCCUUCGUACGGUAA
Molecule: messenger RNA, 513 nt
Organism: Cooperia oncophora
Lineage: Eukaryota; Metazoa; Nematoda; Chromadorea; Rhabditida; Trichostrongylidae
Source: the annotation of a GenBank genome assembly